AUGUUUGGAUAUUCUUUAAGAAUGAUGAAUAAUCUUAGAUUUAGUUUCUGUACUUUGAAUAAAUAAGCUUAUGGAAAGUAAGGGACUAAAAAUAUCAAUCAAAAUAUUUCAUAUUCUUUUGAUGUUAUAAACCAUUAUGAUUAAAUUAGCAAAAUUAAAGGAAAAGGUGCUAUUGUUUCACUUAUGCCUUGUUAUGUAAAAUUAAAUAUUAUAUAGCCAUAAUAUUAAGUAACCAAAUAAGGUUCAGUUGUUGUCAAAAUGAAAUAUCCAAGAAAUUAUAUUUAUUUAUGGAGAUUUUAACCAAUACCAGAAGCUGGAAAAGAAGUUAUUUAUUAUUUUAUUAUUAUUUAGGUUAAUAAUAAAGAAUCUUUAAACUUUCCUAUCAGUUAUGAAAAUUGUGGCUAUAUUCUAGAUUUAUGUGAUGAAUUAGAAAACAAUCCUGAAAUCAAACUUGAAGAAUAGACUAUUAAAGGUAACCUUACUUUCACCAUUUAAAUUGAUAAUACAAAUAGAACUGCUAGAAUUCAAUUAUAUGCUAUUCCUCAAUAAUAAUAAUCACAUUAAUAAUAGCAAUAAUAAGAAUAGAAAUAUGAAGUUCAAAUAGCAUCAGCAUAAUUUAAAUUGAUAUGCGAAUAAAUGAAAGUAAAUAUUAUUAUUAAUUUAUUAGUAAGGUUUGCCUUUAGUAACAGGAUGGAUAAUUCCUGAAAAAUUUUUGUUUUAAAUAAAUAAAGAACAACAAGAAUGAUUUAAAUUAUCAUAUUCAUGUUUCCUUAAAAUGUGGAG
Messenger RNA from Paramecium sonneborni, 783 nucleotides. The record is from the annotation of a GenBank genome assembly. Lineage: Eukaryota; Ciliophora; Oligohymenophorea; Peniculida; Parameciidae.